Messenger RNA from Closterium sp. NIES-67, 1780 nucleotides. NCBI's taxonomy places the organism in Eukaryota, Viridiplantae, Streptophyta, Zygnematophyceae, Desmidiales, Closteriaceae. The record is from the annotation of a GenBank genome assembly.
GCGACCACCAAGAAGCAAGCAUGCACAGGCGGUUGAUCAUUUAGCGGAUAAGCCAGAUGUUCUCCAGCAUUAUCCAGACCCACUGAGGCUAGGCACACUUCGUGUUCCCUCUGCCGCCUUGUUCGAACCACGUUCAAGAGAAGCACGAGUCCGUGGCUUGGCUCCGUUCCGAGCCGGAGGUGUCAAGCUUCUAGAGUAUUUCCACCUUCCUUGCACGUCGGAACCACCCUCCAGCCUUCCUUCUACAGGCACGCGCCUCGCCUCCCACUCGCCGGUUUCCCCGCCAACCCAGGCGACACAUCCCCUCCUCGCCUACCUCACCCUUCUUUCCAACGACCAUCCAGAGAGCACCUAUUAGUAGCACGCGUCGCAGCCAUGGCGCCGCCCAAGGACUCCCCCGGCAGCCCGACCAAGUCGCGCAGCGUGACCAAGACCGUGAACGGCGGCCACCAGUUUCACAUCACGGGGUAUUCCCUCGCCAAGGGCAUGGGCGUCGCCAAGUACAUGUCCAGCGAUACUUUCACAGUCGGGGGGUACAAAUGGGCGAUCUACUUCUACCCGGACGGGAAGAACGCCGAGGAUAGCUCGCAAUACGUGUCGCUUUUUAUCGCGCUUGCGAGCGACGGCACCGACGUUCGCGCGCUCUUCGAGCUAACCAUGCUGGACCAGAGCGGCCGCGGGCGCCACAAGGUGCACUCGCACUUCGACCGCUCCUUAGAAUCGGGGCCGUACACGCUGAAAUACCGCGGGUCCAUGUGGGGGUACAAGCGGUUCUUCCGCCGCGCGACGCUAGAGACGUCAGAUUAUCUCAAGGACGAUUCGCUGCAGAUUACGUGCACGGUGGGGGUCGUGGUGACGGAAACGGAGGGUCCGAAGCAGCCCGUGUCGAUCCCGAUCCCGCCGUCGCGCAUGGGGAGUGACUUCGAGGUGCUGCUGUCGUCGGACGAAGGCUGCGAUGUAACGUUCGACGUUGGCGAAGAGACGGUUACCGCGCACCGGGUCAUUCUCGCCGCGCGCUCGCCGAUGCUGAAAGCGCUCCUGUACGGCCCGAUGCGGGACACGCGGGAGGGAAACAUCCCCGUUACAGACAUCGAGGGGCCGGUCUUUAAGGCGCUGCUGCACUUCGUGUACACCGACGAUCUCCCGACCUCCGGGCCGUCCGCGCUCACGCCGAUCAUGGCGCAGCACCUGCUCGCGGCGGCGGAUCGCUACGCCUUAGACCGGUUGAGAUUAAUCUGCGAGUCGAAGCUGUGCGAGACGGUGGAUGCGGACACGGUCGCGACGACGCUCGCGCUCGCGGAGCAGCACAACGCGCACCGCCUCAAGAGCGUCUGCCUGCAGUUCGCCGCGCAGAACCUCGCCAGUGUGAUUCAGUCCGAGGGCUUUGACCAUCUGAGGGCGAGCUGCCCAUCGCUACAGGCGGAGUUGCUGCAGGCAGUGGCAGGCGUGGGGGGCAGCAGUGAGGCUGUAGCAGGGGGGAGUGCACGCAGGGCUCAGCUGGAGCCCAGCUGGGGCGAUGAUGUCAAUGGGGAUGGUAGCGACCCCAUAGGUAGACGAGUAAGGCUCAGGCUUGGGAAUUUGUAGGGAUAUACCGGUACCACCAAGGUUAGGAGGAGCCCCCCUGCUGUAAUACUAAUGGUUUCAACUUUAGAUGGGACGUGGUAACAGUUGCUGUGUGGCUCAGUUGGAAAUGUCCCAAUCCUCGCCCCUGAUAGUAUCUUAAUAAGGUUCCACAUAGGGGAUUGUUAAUUGCUACAUGAUUGGUUUCUUUCGGGUUUAU